UGAAAGUAGAUUACGUUUGCAUGGCUUUAAUAAGAAACUGGGAUGACUGUCCUAAGGACGACAUUAGACAUGAUUUGGGGUUUGGGGCUUCUUAUCCUUGCGCUUUUAUGCUUAGGUGUAAAUGGAUCUCAAUCUGUUGAUGAUCUUCAAUGGCUUCCUUGUCAGUUUGUGGAUGAGAAAGUUCACGUGAAUGAAGAGGGCCACAUAGAGACUCAGUAUAUCCACAGAGAGGCUGUGAUUCAGUUUGGUAUUGAUGGUGACAGACCUUUAUACCCCACUAUAACCUUCCUUAUUACAGCUUCUAAAGUUGAUAUGAGGCGUUAUUUGGAGGGAGGAGAGGACUCAUUAAACUGUGAGAUCCGGAGACACAACACUGGAGGGAUUGUAAUGCGUUGGCCUGCUAUGGGAGCACAAGAGCAUGACGUCUGGUUCAGCUGUACAUUACGUCACACUAAGGGAGCGUUCAUCAUCACCACCUUCCUGAGACACACCCCUUCUGCUCCUGUCGGGGGACAGGCGGACUCUCUACAGAGGCUAAUAGUAAAUGAUAAAGAUCUCCUUACAACAUCAGCUGGGAUGAUUAUCCUGACACAGACCCCCUCUGCGGAAGUGGGCUUCCUGAAGGAACCCACUUUGCACUGUCAGUUUGCAGUGGAUCACAAGCAGGCUAAUGUAACAGUGGAAUGGCGACUUCAGCGACACGGGGAACGCAGCAAGCUGUUUAGCUACUCCAGUCGCACAGGGAGAUCUGAGGGUACCGGAGUCUCCAUCAAAGCCAUCGGCGCUGGAAAUGCCUCCUUUAAACUUCCACCCACCAGAAAAACAUCAGAGGGCACAUACAUCUGCUCUGUUCUCAUCCCUCCUCUCUAUGGCAGCGAUGAUAUCCUUGUUAGCCUCAGCGAACAACCCCGCGUGUCUUUGAAUGUGGGCUCGCCGUUUUCUUUGACACUUGGCGAGGACAAGAAGGUUGUGUGUGAUGCAGAGGGAUACUAUCCACUGGAUGUAAACAUGGAGUGGUUACGGGAACCAGUCGGCGGUAGCCCUACACCUGUGUUUCUGAAGAAUGUUCUGUACUCCAGUCAUCGGGUUCACCAGGAUGGCACAUACUCUCUCUCAGCUUUUUUUCUUUUGCAGCCUGGCCUGGAGGACUCGGGAUAUAAGUACACUUGCAGGGUAUCCCAUAAGUCCUUGCUCACUCCCAUCCGCAAAAGCUUUAUUCUCUCAGUCACAGAACCUGACUCCACUCUGUGGUAUAUCACAGUCUUUGGAUUUAUAAUUGUGAUGUUAGGAAUUCUGUUUUGGCUGCUGCCUCAGUUCAUUACUGCUCGAAAAGCUGCCAAUAAGGUGAGGAAUUACUGCGACGAAUAAUUAACAAUGACCCCA
Messenger RNA from Triplophysa rosa, 1383 nucleotides. Its product is annotated as tapasin-related protein-like. The record is from RefSeq and is a predicted model, not a curated record. NCBI's taxonomy places the organism in Eukaryota, Metazoa, Chordata, Actinopteri, Cypriniformes, Nemacheilidae. Bases 43 to 1368 code for a protein of 441 amino acids. The transcript has 7 exons.